UGGUACCAACUGACGGGGAGAAGCUGCUGGCAACAUCAGCUCAGCUGGAAAACACAAAGAAACAAAGGAAAAAACUAAUUAAAUAUACUUUACAUUUUUAAUUUCAUACAGCAGUGCUGAAAGGGACCGCUUUGUAGUACUAAACGAGUGAGCAGUUAGUUUGUUUAGACUUGCUAACUUAAUUGUGCUAGGUUCUUAGAGGCUUCACAUCUGUAAAUACGGUUUAGCUUUUUUAGCUAACAUCGAUAUACAAACACAAUGAACACCGAGGAGAAGGCAGACGCCCCCGUGGCAACCCCUCCAGAGGAUGAUGGCAUGACAUGGUGGUACCGAUGGCUCUGCAAAAUAGCUGGAGUUUUAGGAGGAGUAUCCUGUGCCGUGUCAGGAGUGUGGAACUGUGUUACUGUCAACCCUUUAAACAUCGCUGCUGGAGUAUGGAUGGUGUUGACUGCCUUUGUGCUGUUCCUGUGUGAAGUCCCAUUCUGUUGCCAGUUCAUAGAGUUUGCUAAUGCAAUAGCAGCCCGUGCAGACAAAUUCAAACCUUGGCAGAAAGCCUUCUUCUACUGCGGGUUGGCUCUGUUUCCCGUAUUCUUGAGUUUCUCCUUCACAACCUUGUUUGGAAAUGCCAUCGCCUUUGCUACAGGAGUUCUGUACGGCCUCGCAUCUUUGGGCAAAAAAGGAGAGGCGGUGACUUAUGCCAGACUGCAGCAUCAGAAAAUGGGGGAUGAAGAGAGGAUGACAGAAAAGGCAAACGGGGCUCCGGAGUGAGACAUCUGCGACCUCCUUUUACUUUCUUUAGUCCUUACUGCCUUCCAUCCAUCCAACGUCCUCUUCCAUGCUCCUCUGCUUGUUCCCAUUUCUGUCCCCCCAUACUUAUGGUACUGACUUUUUUUAUUUCCUUUAACUGCUGCAUUCUUAUCGUCCUGACCUGAAAGUAUCCUAACAGAUUGAUGUUGGAUUCAGUCCAGUAUUUGCUACCUGGCGUGUAAAUGGGAUCUCUCAUUGUGACUCGAUACCUUAGAUUGUACGUUUUGUUUUUAUGGUUUUUAUGAUUUAUUAUCUUAUCCUGGGUUGUGUAUAUUAUUUGUUACCCUUUGUUGUGUUAUGUUGUUUGUGUCAACCCUUUUUUCUGCAGGAAAAAUGUGAGGUACAUCUUUUUAGCCCAAAAGCCUUUCAGGAAAUCCCAAUAGGAGUCAAUGUGAUUGUAAAAUGUACAUAAUUGACUCGAUAUCAGCUCUUUUGUAGCUCUCAACUCAUUAUCAUUGCAAAGUUUUAGGCAGUGGAGUUUCCAAAGAGUUUAAUGUGAGCGCUGCAUUAUAUUUAAAUAAUGUAUUAUCAAGAAGUGAAUGUACUCAAAUUUAACAUUUGAAAAAUAGUGCUACAAAAGCUCUAUUUACAUUUAUGAUCUGAGGGCUUAUUAAAUUGUGUUUUAUCUGUAUUGAAAGAAACUGCAUUUUUUAAAUAAUUUGGACUUAAAGUUACAACCCCAGAUCUGUAAAUUCCCUUAAGUUUUUCCUUAAGUUUUUGCCUGUAUUUUAUCCAAUUGUUCCUUCAUUAGACUCCUUUUAACUAAGGAAAAUAGUAAGUAUUAAAAUAUGACAUCCAAAUACAAAAACAAAAGUCUGAAUUGCCGCCUAAAUGCAUUUUCAUACAUACAUAGGCAUUGGGGAUAUUUGUAACAUUGGGGAAUGUAUCUGGUAUACCCAAAGAUAAAGACAGUUAUUACUUAUAUAUAUUUUCUUCUCAGUUGUAUUUGGCUCAGCACAGACAUUUCUGCACUAAACCUUUGGAGGGAAUGAAUGCAAAAUGUUCAGUGCAUGUGUCACUUUGUUUCAUUAUAUUUCCUCAUGAACAAGCAGCCGGUAGCAAAGUUAUGGCUGCAGAUUCCGUGGUAAAUUUUGUAAUGGAAAAAGUGGAAUGUGCGCUAAUUUUAUUCUCUUUUUAAAACGUUGUUGCUACUGAAAAUAUUGUUUCCUUUUAAAUGAUGAGUCUUAAUUAGUACACAUCAACGAAGCCCAUGAAAUAUUCCCUAAGGGGAAGUGUCUCUAUGCAGGGACAAAUUGGUCAGUAUCCCACACUAUCACCAGAGCCAUGGUUUGCCUUUUGUCACUCAAAUGAGGUCUGCUGUGUUCAGCAAUGUACAAUUUGUGUUUGUGUUGUUUUGUUGCUUUCCCUCUGUUGUAUCAUAAUAACAAGGAUGCUUUGGGAAUAACUGUUUACCCGUACCUCUUACAGCUGUUUCUAUCCUAAGUCUUUGACUGGCUGCUCAGUGACUGAGUGGAUUAUUCACACAUUACCACCAGCUCUCAGGUGUCAUACUUCACAAUGCUCAGCGUACAGAUACAAUGUGGUUUAUGCAUAUGUAUAUGGUAACCAGCAUAAGCAUAACUACAAAAAUAACUAUAUAAUUUGAGCCAAUGAGAAAACUGUUGUGUUGCACAAAACUUGCACAAGUGAUUAAACACUACAACCACACCAGCAGUAUGUUACAGUCUGAGACUACACUCUUUUACACUACAGUUCUAAUAGGAUGUAAAAUAAAAAAACACUACUCUCUCGUCCAUAGCCAUCCAUCCAGUUUUAUUGUUUUUGCAGUGACAUGCAUCGAAGACUCCCUUGCUUUGAUUUAUUUUACAUCUUCAGGUGUUGAAUGCAUAUUUUUUGCUGUAAGGGAUAUGUGUAUAAUGAGUGUUGUGAUGUGAAUCACGAUCCCGUUCUCAAUUAGUAAAUUAAACAAACUUGCUACUACUA
Trematomus bernacchii (emerald rockcod) is the source of this 2751-nucleotide messenger RNA. RefSeq names its product calcium channel flower domain containing 1 (gene cacfd1). Bases 259 to 768 code for a protein of 169 amino acids. Gene Ontology annotation, biological process: vesicle-mediated transport. Gene Ontology annotation, cellular component: membrane. The record is from RefSeq and is a predicted model, not a curated record. The transcript has 5 exons. NCBI's taxonomy places the organism in Eukaryota, Metazoa, Chordata, Actinopteri, Perciformes, Nototheniidae.